CUACUGCCCGCCCUCCCCAUCUGCCCUGCGACUCCCCUCGUCGUCCUCCAUGGCCGACCUUGCCCCCGACCACGCCCACGCCGCCUCGGCUCCCGUGUCGACGCUCAACUCGGCCAAUAAUUCACGCGCCGCCACGCCUGCCAGCGUCGGCGCUGAGAAGGCGCCCGAUGACAGCUCCAAGUUCAAGACCUUCUUGGGCAUCCUGAGGAGGUUCAUUGGCGUCUCCGACCUCGCUGCCGUUCGAUUCUCGCUGCCUGCACAACUCCUCGAGCCGCGACCAAACCUGGAGUACUGGCACUAUCUGGACAGGCCCGAUACCUUUAUCAGCAUCGGAGACUCGGACGACGAUCUUGGGCGCAUGCUGGGAUGCCUGCGCUUCUGGUUCACAAAGGACUUGAAAUACGUCAAGGGCAAGCCAUGCAAGCCCUACAACUCGACUCUGGGCGAGUUCUUCAGGUGUAACUGGAAAAUCGAAGACACGCAUCCGACCCUCAAGACGCCCACAUCGGCACCAUCGAGCGCCGCCAGCAGCACCAAAGGCAACGGAAAGACAGUAACGGUCUCCUACCUCACCGAGCAGACAUCGCACCACCCCCCUGUUUCAGCCUUCUACGUCGACUGCCCCGAGAAGGGCAUUAGUGCACGAGGCUACGAUCAGCUAAGCGCCAAGUUUACCGGCACCAGCGUGCGUGUCGUGGCCGGAGCUCACAAUUUGGGAAUCUUCAUCACCCUGAAGAACCGCGAUAACGAAGAAUACCAACUCACACACCCAGCAGCUUACCUGGGAGGCAUACUACGGGGCUCCCUCAACGUGUCUGUUGCCGAUAGUUGCUACAUCACCUGUCCAAAGACUGGACUAAAGGUCAUUCUCGAGUACCAGGAGGAGGGCUGGCUCGGUCGGACGCAGAACAAAGUCAAUGGAGUCAUCUUCAAGUAUGACCCCAAGAACGACACCAUAACCAAGAUCAAGGAUGUUUCAGACAAAGACGUCCUGGGACGGAUAGAAGGAAGUUGGCAAGAUAAGGUGUACUACACCCUCGGUAGCAAGCCCUUUUCCAAAGUUUCUGAAAAGAACCUCAUCAUCGACCUCAACCCGCUCGAUCCCGUCCCCAAGAUUAUCCCGCCGAUCGAGAAGCAGCUCCCCAACGAGUCUCUGAAAUUCUGGGAGAGCGUAACAAAUGCCAUAGUAGGCAAACAAUACAGCAUGGCCACCACACUAAAGACGGAGAUUGAAGAGAAGCAACGGGCAAAGGCUGCCGAACGCAAGGCUGCCGACAAGGAGUGGCAGCCGCGAUUCUUCACCGGAGCCGUCACUCCCAUCGGUAGACCGGAUCUUACCAAGGACGGCGAAGAGGCGCUCAAGGGACUCCAUGAGGAAAACUAUGAGCUACCUCCGAGCCAAGAAUACGGUGCUUUCUAAACCACGUGCGCAAGAAAGCGUGUACCAACGCAUUUGGGCGCGGCGAGCGCGAACUGGACCUUCAUACGACAUCCGCUACUUUAUUUAACAUGGCCGAGGACGAACAAGCCACCUUCGUUUGGCAUUUGACCCAACAUAUCGAGAACGUUCUUUGUUGAUUAGAGAGGAGCAUGAUUUUGUUCGAUGGCGUUCAGUACAUAUGUACCUGGGGGAGUUUGAGAUAAUGUGUCUUUUGUCACGAUUAUUCAUGAAUAGAUAUCUAGACUGCCUGCCUGAUGGCUUUGCCGUCAUGCCCCUGAAUGGGUGCUUAACCAAGAAACAGUACCAAAGCAGCAAUUUUCCAC
Messenger RNA from Exserohilum turcica Et28A, 1764 nucleotides. RefSeq lists its product as uncharacterized. Gene Ontology annotation, cellular component: membrane; cytosol; intracellular membrane-bounded organelle. The record is from RefSeq and is a predicted model, not a curated record. NCBI's taxonomy places the organism in Eukaryota, Fungi, Ascomycota, Dothideomycetes, Pleosporales, Pleosporaceae. Gene Ontology annotation, molecular function: sterol binding. Bases 50 to 1420 code for a protein of 456 amino acids. The transcript is spliced from 8 exons. Gene Ontology annotation, biological process: endocytosis; exocytosis; maintenance of cell polarity.